UUUUUAAUUUUAUAAUGAGCUUAUUUUAAGAAUUUUAUUUGAUCUCCACCGUUGGUUUAACAUAGUCAGUAGCUUAAUGGGGCCUCGAGGCACUUUGAUUCGUCCCCUUACGGAAGGUGUUCAUUAGUUAUUUUGACAAGGUUAGAUCUCAAAAGAUAGAUAAUUAUAGGUUAAAUUCUACUAGACUCACCCCUACGGUGACUACUAGGACUAAAUCUAUGAUUAUUGAAACCGUGGGUCUAGCUCAUAAAAUAAGAGAUUUUGUUUUCUUUUUUUGAUCGAAUAGUAGGUUGUUAAUAAUGGUGUCCAUUAUUAAAUGAGUUUACAACUCUAUUUAACUAGUGGUAUUUUUUACUCUCACCAACUGGGACAAUGAUAUCAUAGAUUAGUUAAAAACCUAAAGAAAUAGAGAUAUGAUUGUUUUGGUAUUUUUUCUCAUAUCUUACAUAUUUUUGUAUAUGCUGUGCUAUUUCUUGAAAUUUGUGUGAAUAGAAGUUUUAUUGAGCAAAUGUGAUUGAUUUCUAUUUUAUUGAUAAUUUGUAGUUUUAAGUUAAGUAGUGUCUGUGUAUACUCCCAUCCUUUCUCAACUUUCGAUGGAGAAACUCACUAAAAAAAAAACUUCCUUAAUUGGAAGCAGAAUAUCAACAUAAAGUUGAUUGGUGACAACUCCGAGUUCGUCAUGAUUGAGGAAUCCCUAGAACGAGCAUCGUCUCCACAUGUUCUUGAUAGCACCGUAAAUGCUUGGAUAACACCGUCUCCGAACGUAAGUUAUGGCACCGUGAAUUCUCGGAUGGCACCGUGUCUGCACGUUCGUGAUCAACUCAACUAUGGUCUGACGCAGCUCAUGAACGAGCUUCAGAUUAUUGAACCUGUCAUGGGUGGACCUAGUAAAGUAGGUGAAAAUAAGACUACUGAUGUUGCUGCUCAUCUAGUUAAGGCUGAAGCUAACCAAGCUUCAUCUUCGAAAGCUGGAAACAAGAGGAAAGGUGGGCAAAACAAUAACCCCAAGCCUGCAAAAGCUGCAAAGGCGAGUGCACAGACGCCUAAGGGGAAAAACAAGAAAGGUAAAGGUAAAUGUUUUCACUGCAAAGAAAAGGGGCAUUGGAAACAAGAUUGCCCCAAGUAUCUAGCAGAUAAAAACAAAGCUUCUUGAAUCGUGGGAGGAAGUGAACGAAGGCGGCUUAAAGCUUAGAGUUGGGAACGGAGCGUUCGUUGCGGUACAAGCUAGAGGAAGAGCUCGUCUGAAGUUCGGAAAUAAAUUUUUAAUUUUAAAAGAUGUAUUUUUUAUUCCGGAUUUUAGUAGAAAUUUAAUUUUAGUUUCCAUGUUGCAAUUAGAACGAUUUGUUAUGACUUUCACAAGUUUUAAUAUAUCUAUUUCUUUCAAUGGACCACAAUUGUGUAUUGCAUGUUUGGAAAACAGGCUUUAUAUUCUGCGACCUAACGAACCCCUCCCUCUUAACAAUGAUUUAUUCAAAGUAGCUAAACCUAGGACCAAUAAACGUCAAAAGACCGAUAACAAUAAUGUGACGUAUUUAUGGCACUUGAGACUAGGUCACAUUGGCUAUGAUAGGAUUCAAAGACUUACAAAGGACGGACCUUUGAGGGAACUCACCUUAGGUGAAUUACCUGUCUGU
Messenger RNA from Humulus lupulus (European hop), 1634 nucleotides. RefSeq lists its product as uncharacterized. Gene Ontology annotation, molecular function: zinc ion binding; nucleic acid binding. The transcript is spliced from 2 exons. NCBI's taxonomy places the organism in Eukaryota, Viridiplantae, Streptophyta, Magnoliopsida, Rosales, Cannabaceae. The coding region runs from base 680 to 1153 and encodes 157 amino acids. The record is from RefSeq and is a predicted model, not a curated record.